Diceros bicornis minor is the source of this 12447-nucleotide messenger RNA. It is a transcript of the gene NHSL2, whose product is annotated as NHS like 2. Gene Ontology annotation, biological process: cell differentiation. The transcript has 7 exons. Bases 314 to 3430 code for a protein of 1038 amino acids. NCBI's taxonomy places the organism in Eukaryota, Metazoa, Chordata, Mammalia, Perissodactyla, Rhinocerotidae. The record is from RefSeq and is a predicted model, not a curated record.
CUGCGCCUCUCACUGACUCUCUCCUUCCCUAGCUGCAGCUAACUCGGGUCGGGAAAAUGCGACAGCGACUGCCCACUCCAGGUCGUCAUGGCGACAGCCAGUGAACGUGUUCCUCUCCUCGGGCAGGCCCCCGAGUGUAGAGGAGCUGCUUCGCGAGGCGCAGCUCAAUCUCCAGAGCCUGUUGCAAGAAGAAUAUGAGGAACAGUACUCGGAGGCCAGACUUCUGGGGCAGACCUUCCGCUCUGCUGAUGAGGCCCCUGAGCCCACCCCCAGCCCAAGGCCCCAGUCUGCCAGGCGUCUGGAGUUUGUAUUGAUGCCUACAAAACGGCAGCUGAGCGAGGAUGAGACUACCACCCAGGGUGUGAGGGCCCCUGAGGCCUCCCUGAGCCUGUCUACCACUGCCGACAAGCAAGCUGCCUGGAAUAGCCCCUUCCCUCUGCCCAUCCUAGAGGAGAAGCGGUGGCUUCAGCCCUGCUCCACGCACUCUGACAUUGUGCCCAUCAACAUCUCUGGGCAGCAGUUUGAUAAACACGCAAGUUUGCGACACUCGUUGUUUAACACAGAGACAGCCGUGAACCCCAAGUCCACCCUGAGGCGGAGGCGGACCAUUAUUGGAUUCUCUAACUUUUCCCGGCGAGACCCAGGUCACAGCAACAGCCCAGCAGGCAGUGUGGCCUGCUCUACCACCUCAGACAUCAAGCCCAGUCAUUCAGUUCCAGAAGGCGUUCAUGGCAGAGUUGCAGUUGGUCAGGAAGCUCAGUUCCCAAAUCUCACCUCGCCAGUACUGAGAAAUCCUUCUAGUGAUCCAGAAGAACCUCUCCAGGCACGUGGUGGCACAAACCCUCCUGGCAUGGAGAACAUGGGAAUGGUGUACAGCGUCCCUGGUUCUUGCAAUGGACCAACAGAGUCCACGUUCUCCACUUCCUGGAAGGGAGAUGCUUUUACCUAUAUGGCUCCAAGUGCCACCAAUCAGAGCAAUCAAGUCAAUGAAAAUGGAAAAAAUCCUUCCUCUGGGAAUUCUUGGGUCUCUCUGCACACACUGCCACCUCUGGUUCCUAAGGAGGCUGCUACCCUCUUUGUCACUCGUGAUAACCCAGCAGGAUGCAGUGGAUCAGCUGGCUACUCUGAGCACCCUACUCAACGAAGGCAAGUAUUGGAACGACCCUCCAAGAUUGGCCUUCUGACUGGUGGUACCUCGAGGCUGGAGACAGGCCCAGGUGGGGCCAGCAGGUUCCGGGAGCGGUCACUGUCGGUGCCCACAGACUCAGGCACCACAGAUGUGGACUAUGACGAGGAACAGAAGACCAGUGAAGCCUGUGCCCUGCCUUAUGCCAGUACAAGUUCUGAGGGCAGUAACAGUGCUGACAACAUUGCCUCCCUUAGUGCCCAACAGGAGGCCCAGCACAGACGGCAGAGGUCCAAGAGUAUCUCACUCAAGAAGGCCAAAAAGAAGCCUUCCCCACCAAUGCGCAGUGUCUCACUGGUCAAAGACGAGCCAGUCCUCUUGCCAGAAGGUGGAUCAGCACUACCCAAGGACCAGAGGCCCAGGAGCCUUUGCCUCUCCUUGGAAUGCCAAGGACAUCAUUCAUCCCACCCAGAUGCUCAGGGUCACCCAGCUGUGCCAACCUUCAAAGAUCCAGAAAGUACACAAUUCUCCCACCACUGGUAUCUUACUGACUGGAAGUCUGGUGACACCUACCAAUCUUUGUCCAGCUCCAGCACUGCCACUGGCACCACAGUCAUUGAGUGCACCCAAGUUCAGGGCAGCUCAGAGUCUCUUGCCUCCCCUUCCACCUCCAGAGCCACUACACCUUCCCAACUCUCCAUCGAGGUGGAGGCCAGGGAAGUAUCUUCCCCAGGAAGGCCCACAGGGCUGAUGUCACCCUCCAGUGGUUACUCCAGCCAGUCGGAGACACCAACACCCACUGUCUCCACGUCCUUGACCCUGGGCCACUUGCCCCCUUCAAGCGGCAGUGUCCGAGUACGUCCAGUGGUACCUGAGAGGAAGUCAUCACUACCCCCGACAUCACCAAUGGAGAAAAUUUCCAAGUCACGGCUAUCAUUUGACCUACCGUUGACCUCUUCAACCAACCUCGAUCUGUCUGGGAUGAGUAUCUCCAUCCGAAGCAAAACCAAGGUGAGCCGGCAUCACUCAGAUACAAAUUUUGGGGCCAAGCUGGCCCAGAAAACUAGCCCCAACCAGCCAAUCAUGCCCAUGGUUACUCAGUCUGACCUACGGUCUGUUCGCCUGAGGUCAGUCAGCAAAUCUGAGCCAGAAGAUGACAUCGAGGGCCCUGACUAUGCUGAGGAAUCAGGAGCAGAAGUCUUCACCUUGCCAGAAAGAAAAAUGAAACCUCCCAUAGCUGAGAAGCCCCCACUGGCUCGAAGGCCUCCAAGCUUGGUCCACAAGCCACCAUCUGUCCCUGAAGAGUACUCACUAACUUCUCCUACCUUGGCUAUGACCCCCAAGAGCUCAAGUCAACACAUGAGGCCACUCCCUCAAGACAUCUACAUGGUGGUGCGGAAACCAAAGUCCUCCAGCUUCCCUGAGGGCAGAAGCCCAGGGGAGUCCACAGCACCCUCACCUUUUGUUUUCACACCUUUUGCCAGUUCCUCUAUUGCUUUCUUCUCAGGAACACAGCAAUCUCCCCAGGGAAGUGCGGAGGAUGAGGGCCCCAAGGUGAGAGCCCUGCCUGAAAGAAUUAGUCUCCAGAGCCUGGAAGAAACUGAGAAAAAGAAAGGCAAGAUUCCACCUCCCGUACCAAAAAAGCCCAGUGUGCUCUACCUGCCUCUCACCUCACCCACAGCUCAAAUGGAGGCCUAUGCGGGCGAACCAAGACUGCCUCUCAGCCCCAUCAUCACCCUGGAGGAAGAUGCCAAGUGUCCCCCCACCGGAGACCACUUGCAACCACCUGAUACAAGGAUAACUUCAACGUCGCAGGCUGACGGUGAAAGGGAGGCAAGCCCUCUGGGAAGUUCUAUGGAACCAAACACCGAAGAAAAAAGUGUAAUCAGUGAUAAAACGGCCGAAUGGAUUGCGGAAGAUGAUGACGACGUGUUUGUGGCCUCACGCACAACUGAAGAUUUAUUUACUGUAAUACACAGGUCCAAAAGAAAGCUGCUUGGCUGGAAGGAGCCUGGUGAGGCCUUUGCCGGCGGCAGUAGACCAAGUUCCCACUCACCAAUAAGGAACACAGCUGAUUCUCCAAUUAGUGAGUUGGCUGCCUCUGCAGGGUCAAGUGGCAGUGCCAACCUAGAUGCUGGCAGAAAUGAUGAUUUCAAGGCCUUGCUACAGAAGAAGGGAAGCAAGGCAACUCCAAGGUCCCGCCCCUCAGCAGCUGAAUUGCUGAAGACCACUAACCCACUGGCUCGGAGAAUUAUUGCACAAUUUUCAAAAGACUACGAAACCACCGAUAACCCCAGUACCUAAGCCCUGGGUUCAGCAAGCAGGGUUUAGUUACUAAACUUGAAUAGAGAAUGGGGAAGAGAGUUUUAAAAAGGAACCAUGGAAAUAACAAAAGAGCCUACAUUUCUUUUACAUUAACUCACACUCUGGACAGCAGGAGAGAGGCCACUUUAUCUAGAACUAAAAUCGUCAGGCACUUUAAGCAUCUUCAGACACUUUACGUUUUCAUACUUACGGUCUUACCAUUACUGACUACCGAUUUUCUCCUUAUUUUCCCCCAAUGGUGUGCACUAAGAAGAAAUUCUCAGAUGCAAGGGCACAUAUGCCAUCUUUUCAAACAAUGGUCAGGCUGCUCCAACCAUGGCUCCUGUCACUGAGGGGUGUAGGGUGAGAGCAGAUCGGGGGCUGCCAAACCUGGGGAGCAUAGGGUGCCAGUGCUGAGUAUUCCCUUUCCUGGUAAGGCCUUGAUGGCCCUGUAUGGAGAAACAGAAAGACUGAUGCCUCUUCAUCUCCGGUUUAACUCUCCCCCACAAGAGGUUUGCAGGUGUGCACUUAUUUCGGCAUGGGGUUGAUUGAAUGGCUUUUGUCGUACAAAAUAUGAAUGUGUCUCUGUCUUGAACUUCAUGCCUUUUUAAGUUUGAUUGUCUACACGGAGAUCAGAGUGAUGAGUUUCAAUAAACAUAUAGACCCGCCCCCACCACUCCUUAGCUUGAAAAGGUCAGGACUGGGUUGCUUUGGGUGAACCAAGCUCAGCCAAUAAACGAGGCAGCCAUUCAUUCACUCAAAUCUAUCCAAGGUAACUCGCACAGGCGCCUUGAAGAUCCUUCAAGUGUCUGUCAGCAAUGAUAGCUAGGAUCUGUGCCCAGCUCAUGCUGCAUUCUAAGAACUCUUGUUUCAUUUGCAUAUAAGAUUCAUUAUAGGAAGUAGUAAGCUGAAGGAACAGCAUCAUCAAAGGCUCAAGGAGGAGAAAGUAAGAAAGUGUAACUUGCCCCCCACCAUUUAGUUCAGAUUGUGGUUUGUGGUUGGUUUUGUUUUGUUUAAAGGAAGCCUUACUCUGUUCCAAAACCGAGAACAUAUAGACUAAAAGGAUAUGUCCAAAAUCUAAAAUGCAGCCUUACAAGUUGCUAUGGCUCAUAACACCAAAAAAGGGCUACUUUUUGCCAUUUAGGUUCUGCUGUUUGACCAACUUUCAAUUAACCAUGCUUGGGGAGAGUGUGAGAACUGGGGUAAAUGGGUUGCUGACAGACCCCAGAAUAAUCAUGGCGACCCUCCCAAAAAAUUUAUAGGCACUAACUAUUCUUGUCAGUUCAAUUUUCUAAGCAGAGCAAGAGCAGUGAUUCAUUUGAUUUUCAUGUCUGGUUUCUGGGAGGUUGGGGGAAAAAACAGACAAAGCAUUGAACAAAGAAAACUGGCUGACCAAGAAUGGAGGGUUAAUUGCCCACCAUUCCCAAGAGGGAAAAAGAAAAGUCAAAUGAAAUUGUAGUCUGUUCGCAAAAAGCAUUCCCCGACCCCUUCCUCCUUCAUCUCCCACCCAACAGAUUCAUUGGUCCACCUCCUGGAGGAUGCAAAAACUGCCCCAGAGACAAGCAGAUCUUGAUUUUGAUAGGUCACAUUGCUCACCAAUGAGAAGCAAGCUCUGAACUACCCACACUCCAGUGGACAGAGCAGCUGAAAAACCACUCAGUUCUGAGGAGAUUUGGGCCUGGCACACAGAAGCCCUAGGCCUAGGUCCUUGGUUGGUACAGUUCUGAACUCUAGGCUUGUGAGCACAGGCCCACCAAUCAGCACUUGCAAUCAGCACUUCCCAGUUGCUUUUGAAAUCAUUCCAACUACUUGGUUUGAAGGUCCUGACCAAAUUUCAGGAGUUUUGUCUGAAAUAAAAUAGAUUCAUUCCUGGCCUUUAUUUAUAUAUGAAUGCCACACUUGUCUGCCUCAGACUCAGAAUUCCAAAAGAUGGAAACAUUUUCCUCUGUAGAGAAAUGAAGGAGUGUUCGUCUUUUUGCCUAACAGAAGAGAAAAGCUGCCAGGGCCUUCUCCUUGGGAACCAUUAUGAAUAGCUGAACUCUAAAGCUAAGUAUGAGACUCACAUAGUAUAGGACUUGUUACUUCUGCUGAUUUUUCUGGAAGCUUCUUGUUUGCUACUUCUAGUGGGUUUGCCUCUCCCCUCACCUUGCUUCCUCUGGUGGUUUUCCCAAAAGAAUCUAAAGCUGAAUGCCCAGACACCUUUACAUUUUUCAAUUACCUUGAGUCUUGCUUUUCUCUACAAUACUCUGUAUGUCUGGAGUUUUUAGAAUAUCUUCUACAUCAUCACUGUGGCCCUCAAAUGCCCAGUAGUGUUUCCAUUUGCACAAGAGGAUUUGGGGCAGAGAUUGUAUGGUCAGAGGUAACAUUAAGGAUUGCAAAUAUUCAUUUAAUAUUUUUCAACAUGUAGACCUAGUCUCAAACAAUCAACCAAACUGUAGAAUUUCUACCAAUCAUUAAUGAACAUAACACCGAACAUCUCUCCUACUCCUAACACUCAACCUCUCUCCUCCCCUUGCUUAUCAUAACACCAACUCUCUCUCCCACCCAGGCACAUACCAGUGUUUGCUGCCUUCUGCACCUACCCGUUGAGACUGAUGAAGAAGGCUGAAAGGCCCUCCAGGAAGGCUUUCAGAGAACCUACUUCUGUCACUAUUACUAGUGCGAAUAGUAAAUGAUAACAGUUUUUGAAAGUGGAAUACACAAAGGGUUCAAAUGAAAUGAAGUUGUCCCCGGGAGGUCAGCUUCUCGUUCAAGUUGUUUUUACCCCUUCAUUUCCUCUGAUUCCAACCAAUAGCAGCAGGUGGCUCUACUAGGCUGACUUCAGUCUAGUCAGGAGUAGAGGAAGUCCUCCCCAGGAGAGGAGGUUAAUUGAUAGCUAAGAGUGCUUUGCACUUGGUGGGUAUUCAUUAUGUAUUUGUGGUUCAAAUGUUGAGGGUAGAGAGCAAAUCAUUCUCAGUACAAGAGGAAGCUUCUCUGGUGGCUCUGCUCCUUUCCCUGACUCAGUCUCUUGUCUGGGUCUCCCACCUGGCCCCAACGCGUCCUUCAGCUCCAAUUCCUGUGAACUGCAUCCCUAGCCGACAGCUCACCCUUUAAGGAGGCAAGACCAGAAGCAGCAAAAUAGUUUGUGUUAGCUUAAUGACCACAAAUCAACCAGUUGAUCAGCAGGCAUUACCUUGAAUGUGCAAAGACAAAGGAGAUCUACAAAGCUCUUGCAACAAGUAUUUCGCGGGACGUCCAUUGUAACUCUGUAGACAACACGGAUCGUAUUGCGAUCCUGCGGGACCUAUCAGUCUGAGCAGAUCUGUCCAUGCACCUGCCCUCUUCCUCAUAAGCAAACUAUUCCCUAAAAAGAUGAGUUCAUGGUCAGUGCUCCAUUCGUCGCCAGUGCAGCCUUCCAUUACCACCAAGUCUGUAACAUAAUGGUGAUAUAUGAUUUGCCAGGGCCAGGGCUAGAGUGAGGUGAGUGAGGCGCCUGGGGUACAAAAUUUAAGGAGGCACCCACUCUCAGGGCCAUGCAAGUGCCUUACCCUCGUCCUGGCCCUGCUAUUUGCACUCUAUAAAGUAGUAUUCGUUUAUCUUCUUCCUGUGGACAAGUAGAGUUCUUCUGAUUUAGGGGGGUAACUGUCCCUAUCUGUUGUUGUACCAAAUGUUUUGUUGCCAUCUAUUUUUUCCAUUGCUGUAAACCUUUGUAUGCCUACACAUCAAAGAGUCUUCAGUAUCAUCAGAAAACAUGAUUGCUUUCUAAAUAACCUGCUCCAGGUGGCAAGUUAGCACCCAUUUCAGUAGGAAUGCUGACAGGGACAGCCUUUCAGCAAAAUGGUGAAUGAGUUGGAGGUGAGUCAUUGGGAUCCUCGGUCUCCUCUUUCUGCUCCAUUCUCCCCAGACCUUGCUUCCCAGCACCAACUCUCCUGAGUGCCUCCUAGUUUGUUCUCCUCCUCGCUAAAAAAAGCAUGCUCUCAGGAAAGGGAUCAGUUCCUUUACUUUGAGAUUAUAAGGCUGAAUGCUACCUCUUUUGAGGGUUGCUUGCAUUUUAACAGGGGAAAAGCCUUAAGCCAAAGGAAUGAAGUUCUACUUGUAGAAUUUUAAGCAUCAAUUAGUUGCAGAAGUGUAUUUUUCACCAUGAAGAGGCCAAAUUCCCUGACAGCUAACUCCAGAAUAUAGAAAAUAUCUUAAUCUUCUGGAAUUAUCUUAGUAAAUUGCUGAUGGUUGAUUAAAUUGUCCUGAUACCCAGUCUUGUUCAGUGUGGUUACUACCAAAGGACUCUCAGAAAUGGUUACUAAAAGCCACUGAGAAGGCCUAGAUAAUUUAUAUUGUACAUCAUUAACAUUUUUACACAAAUGGAAUUAAUACUACUUAUCAUUUGAGAAACAGAACCCAAGGAUUUAAAGAGUUUGUGAAAAUGUGUCCUGUUUGUGAAAGGUGAAACCGUCCAAUCAAUGUCCAAGCGAUGUCAGUCGUCUGGUAUCAGUGGUGGUGAUUAAACUUAUUGGAGGUACAACUUUGUUGAACACAAUUCUCUGCUUCCCCCUUCACUUAUCUAUGUUUUGUGCUAUCACUUCAGCUUGGUGUGAGAAUAAGACCAGAUCUAUACCAGAGCACCCAGUCCCUCUGAAGCCUUUGCAUGUAUUUCAGCUAUAAGUGACUAAGAUAUUAGGGAUUUAAAAGGACAAGAGAGUGGGAAAGAGGUACAAAGAGCUGCCUUUGUCAAAGAGCAGCAAAACUUAUAAUGAUUUAAACAAUGACAUGAAAUAAAGUUUUAGAACACUCUGAAACAGAUUUAUAGAGCAAUACAGUAGUAAAUGGUUGUAGACACACAUUUGAGGCGCUUUUAAUAAGUUUAGCAAAAGGAAAUUUGUGUAAGUAAUGGAUUAUGUGAAAUAGGUAUAUACUUUUGUUUAGUAAGGCCCAAAAUCUAGGCCAGUGGUUCUCAAAGUGUGGUCCCAGGACCAGCAGCAGCAGCAUCCCUGGAAUAUAUAUGUGUAUGUGUGUGUGUGUGUGUGUGUAUUCCAGUGAUGUUCCUUCUUCAAGCCCCUAAGUCGCUAUAGCCAUGACUCUCCAAAUGAUUCCAAUCUUUCCUGUCAUUUCUGCCGUCAUUACAGUGAUCAGUCUCUGGCCAAGUGAUGGAUAUCAUCAUGUUGAGCAAGUAUAUGUUUGAUGUUAAUAAAUUACCAUAUUGAAUCAAUGUUAAGAAAUUACCAGAUUGUUCAACCUGCAAAACGUUUGCUUUGACCUAGCCAGCACAUCCGGCCUGUUUUUGGUUUAAAAAAAUUUUUUUUUAAUUCACAAAUAGGAAAAAGGAAAAGGUGUUAGUUUGUUUGGUUUUGCCAACCCUUGAAUACCUGUCUUCACCAUGGUAGCUGUUUUCUAAGAGGGCUCUGGCAGAAGUAUAUUUGAUUUUAAGAUUUUGCCUAAAUAGUGAAAUUUGAUAUCAACAAAUCCACAAACAAAAUCUGAACUAGAACAAACAGUUAACCCCUCUCAGCCUCUCUUUAAUGCCAAGCUUUAUAGAAAUUUAUUCCCUACAUGACAUUGAGUUUUUUUUAAUGUCCAAUUUUAUAAAAUGUUAUGCAUGCAAAUGCAGCAUCGUGCUCAUUGUACAAUUCACCCCAAACUCAUUUCCUCCUCCAUAUGUAUGAUGGUGAAGAAAUAUCAAUAUGUAUGUUCUUACCUCUCCUGAUCAAUUGUAAAUUACAAAUCUUUUCAUUAAUUUUUAAAUGAGAUAUAUUUACUCUGGCUAGUAGUUAAAAUUUUAUUCUUUUUAUUAUAUUUCAUUGCUACUCUUUUCUACUGACUCCAAAGCUUACUUUGGGGAAUAUUUCUUAUUUUUAGAUUGUUGUAUUUAUCUUAUUUCUAUAUUUAUCUGUAGUCACAGAAUGUUAGAGCUGAAAGGGACCAACCUCUUAUUUUACAGAUGAGGAAACUGAGGCCCAAAAAGGUCAAAUAACUUACACAAGGUCACACAGUGGCAGGGCCUGGCCUCAAUCCCAGGUCUCCUGCCUCUGGGCCCAGUGUUUUUUCAUUUAAAGCACUACAUUUAUAGAAGACCUACAGCUGGCUUCUACUUUUAUGAUACAUGAAUUUCCCAGGUAUUUCAGUUAACUAAUACAUAUGCUUUAAGGAAAAAUGCUCAAGAGUUCUUUAGUUCAUGAAUCCAAAGACAAAUCCAAUUUUCAGCGUAGAAACAUUCCUUUCCCUCCAGAGUCAUUAUUUGUACCCUACUUUGUACAACAGACGUUUUCCCUAAAAGUUAUUUGAUAAAUGAAUUUUUAUAGAUCAAAUUCCAUUUUUUAGUAGAGAAGCUUCCUGUGUAAGGGAAUCUUCUGGUGACUUCUUUUGAAAAACGAAGAAUCCUCUUGUCAAUGUCCCCUAAUGUCUCUACUUUUUUUUAGUGCGAACUUUUGUAAUUGGUGUUUAUUUAAAGUAGGGCAAACCAAUAUAGGUUUUCCUAGAAUCUACUUUAUCCUUCCAUUCUUAAACUUUAUGACAUAUUUUCAGACUGUUAGAUGCUCAUAAGAUACUUAGUUGUGUUCUAGAAACUUCACCUUGCUUGAUAUUUUGUCAAUCCCUGGGCUCAAUCUCUAUUUCCAUCUUAACAAACAAUAACAGAAUUCCUUAAUCAGUACUGAGCUCUGCAUGCAGUCUCUUUUCCAGAACAUUCUUUGCCUAAUGCUCCUUAGUGUGACUCUAUCUAUUCUUGGGCUUCUUUCCAUAGUUCACGCAUACCUCACUAUUCUGUGGAGUUGGAGGCAGUGCCCCUUUAGGGCUGUCCUAGUCAUAUGGAGUGGUAUUUCCAGUUAUUUCCAUUAUUCCCUUGUUCUUCCUGGACCUCCUCUGGUUUCCCUUUUCAGGAAUGCUCAGAGAUUGGUAGGAUUUUCCCCCAUCAUCUAGACCAGGAGUUGACAAACUUUUUCUGUAAAAGGCCAGAUAGAAUCUAUUUUAGGCUUUGUGGGGCACAUACAGUCUCUGUAGCAUAUUCUUCUUCUUUGUUGUUAUUUGUAACACUUUAAAAAUGUAAAUACCAUUCUUAGCUCUUAGGCCAUAUAAGCUGCAGGCUGGAUUUGGCCCGCUUGUCAUAGUUUGCUGACCCUUGGUCCAGACUACCUUCUGGGACAGGCAUUUCUGUGACCGCCCCAUGUAAUAAUUGGGUUGUGUACUGGAUGAUGUGGCUCACUGCCCUCCCACCUACUACACUAUCAGACCAGUCUGCACAGAGGUGGGUGGAGAAGGGGCUGCAUAAGUCAACCAUUACUCUUCGAUAGGGUGCCCUUCAUAGACUCUCGUUCAUUCUUUCUGCCUCUCUCUCUCUCUCUCUCACUGACUACCUCGAUAUAGAAACCAUCAUUCUUCUAUCCAGACCUCCUGUCCUCAUUAUCCAAUGUGCCUCUGCUUGCUCGAGUUUGGGGUGGCCUGACAGGGAAGAAGGGAUUUCUGAGUUUUCUUAUUUCUUUUGUCCCAUGAUUACUCCCCCAAACUGUGGUUGGGGACCCCUGGCCUGGGUUAUCUGCCCUGGCCUGCCCCCUACUGCCAUCACGAGUUUAGGGCUGUCUCUGGAAAGUCUGGUGGCCCAUGCCAUGAGAUUCCAUUCCAGUCUACAAUUUCCUAGGGAAGUCACCAGCUCUCUUGGUUCCAAUGGCUGGUUUUAAAACCCAGAAUGUCCAUGUGUUCAAUUUCUAGUGCGAUUAGGACCUAUUCUAGACUCAGCCCCAGCAAGAAAACCAAUGAGGUACAGAAGGUAUUCUGUGCCCACAGUUCUUCCUUGCCUAAACCCCCUGCCUCCUGGGCCCCCAGCUCCCAGGAUGGACUCCUUGGGAUGCCCCAUGCAGUACCACAACCAGCAGGCUUUCAGCACACUACCGCCUCCUCGCCUCUGAACCUCUAAAAGGAUUCCUUAAAGGUUUUUCACUUCUCUCUCCAUCUCACUCCCAUCUCUACCUCUCAUGCUACUUGGGGGGUUAAAGCUCAGAUUCACAUUUUCACAUUUGCUCAUAUAAACAUUGGGGGAUACGAGUGAAUGAGAAGGUAUGGGCCUGUGUGCGUGAGCAUGGUUUCUCCACCUGGACUGUGAAGGCCCCAUUCACUAAUAGAUCACACACACACCCUAUCCAGUGCUCUCAUCAGUUCGCUGGUCCAGGUCCAGGUCUGAUGGGGCUGGUCAAGGAGAAGGGGAUGGUGGCGGCUCCUGAGGAAUUUCCCUUCUCUUGCCUUUUGAGACCUUCUUUCCACUGGUUUGUGCUGGCUUCUCCCAGGAAGCCAUUUGAAGAAACUCCUCUGUAGCAAUUCUGGACAGGCCAACAUACAGAAGGCUAGGACUUGAAUUCGAUAUGGACUCAGUCACUCAGACACAUCUCUCAGGCUGCAGUUUUUCCUAUCUAAGCAAAUUGCUUCUUAGGACCUUUAGCUUGCUGUCUGUCAUUUGAGCCCAGGGAUCUACCCACUUACUGAAAUCUAAAUUUUAAAAAGUCAGAGACACAAGUAACUUUUAGGAUUUCCCUAUCUGAAAGCAUUCCUGAAACAGUUUCUUUCUGCCUUUUGUUUAAGAUUUCCAGACUUAGGAAGGGAACCAGGCUUGCGCCUCAGACUCUAAGGCAGCAAAAGUACUACACUUGCCAAAAGCAAAAUGAGGACAGAAGAUUGGCUAGUCCUACUAGGCAUAGUCAGGGAAUGGACUCUUGUUCAGUUAGCACUUAUGGUUCAAUGCUUACUGAGUGCCAACAAUGCACUUAAGAAAAAUAAGGGAGACAGGAAUUUACAGACCAGUGUCCUAAACUAGAAGGUAGAGAUAAGGCAAUUCCCCCCAGUGAUAAGAAUCUGUCCCUCGAUAAAAAUUUCAAGAAGCAGCAGAAACUAGAAGAGAUCGUAAUCCCAGUCUUCUUAGAAUUCCAACACAAAAUGGAAGGGAGCCUUCUGUGGGGUGAUAUUACAAAGGGUUUUUCUUGUCUUUCUUUUUUUAAAAACAAACAUUCCUUACUGGCUUGCUACCAGCAAUUGAACUGUAUUCUUUAUAGAGUUAUAGCUGU